Molecule: messenger RNA, 2803 nt
Organism: Gigantopelta aegis
Lineage: Eukaryota; Metazoa; Mollusca; Gastropoda; Neomphalida; Peltospiridae
Exons: 3
Coding region: 1207-2229 (340 amino acids)
Molecular function (GO): nucleic acid binding
Source: RefSeq, a predicted model, not a curated record
UGGAAUAUUUUAUUGAGCAAAUCAAAAUUAUUUCAAAUACACACAUACAAUUAGUAUUAAUGAUAACAUGUUAUAUUAAAGGAAGUCUGUACAAUGUUCAUUUCAAUAUACUAGCUAUUAAAGAUAUAAAUUGUCAAAUAAAAAAAAUAAAACUAAUGGGUAUUAAUAAAAUGACGUAAGCAUGAAUCAGUUAAAUUGUAACAACAAUUUUAACAGACAUGAAAUUUCAAAUCGCUUAUGUUUUUAUAGUUGUACUUAACUAAUAAGUACCACGUUACAGAUGUAGAUGUAUUUAUUCAUCAAUUGAUAAGUGGUAGAUCCAAAGGAGAAAAGAUCACUGAUUAUAGCUGCUCUUAAUUUUUCUUAUUUAAUUUUUAAUGUCCUUGAUCCCAACAGUGCUGAAAAACCUGCAGCAUAUUAGGACUUUUUUCAAAGCACACUAAUGCAUUCCACAAUACAUGAAAACUGCAUAUUCUGUCAAAUGUUUUUUGAAAAGCUAAUUUUUUCAAAUAUUUUGUCCACUGUCAUUAUCAAUCCUGGUCAAACAUGUUGUUAUGGUACCUUCAGAGAAUGAGAAUAAUUCAUAAAGCAGGAUUCAUACACUUUGUUAUCAACAAAAUUCCACUACUUUUCAUGACUUUUUAAAGGUAGUUUUCAUUACUUUUUUGAACAUUUUCAAAGAUAUUUCUGCAAUCAUCAUCAUAUUAUGAUGAGAUUACAAUGUUUUGAUGUAAUAAAUGCAUCAAUUCUUUCAUUAUUUUAAAUGGCAAAAAUUUUAUUUUCAAUUUUCCAUAAUCCAACUAAAAAUUCCAUAACUUUUCAGACCAUGAAAAUGACAUUUACAAAUUCCAUGGCUCUUCAGGAUUUCCACAACCUGAAAGAAUCCUGUAAGAAUGUAUGUUUAAGUUAUGCAUAAAAGAUCGUCAAACUAGUUGUACACAACUAGUCCUACUGCUAAUAUACUGCACAGGUUCAAACGUUUAUUUGUAGCUCAUUGGUUUUUACAUCAUUAAGUCUCACACUGGAACACAUUUUGGUUUAACCAAUUUUCAGAAAUAUAGAAUAUUUCCUUGAAAAAGUGCGUAUCAUCAAGUUCCAAUACAAGAAGCUGAUAGGAAGUUCACAGGAUUCGAGGCAAAUGGGUGAGUGCUAAUGCCUUCCCAUUAAGUAAGACUGCCCUUGAAGCUUUAUAAAUACUCAAAGAGAAUGCUAGAAGGAGCAGCCCUACAAUCCAUAGAUGAAAGUCACCCAUUUGUGGCUGAGUGUGACGCUUCUGAAGUUGCCAUAUCUGCGACAUUAAACCCAGGUGGUCAGCCAGUUGCAUUCACGUCAAGAACACUGCAGGGUAGUGAACUACAUUACCCACACGUAGAGAAAAGAGGCCACAGCUAUCAUCGAAGCUGUACGCAAGUGGCUCUAUUUUCUGGCUGGUUGCCAUUUCACACUGGUAACGGAUCAGCGCUCUGUAGCCUUCAUGUUGGACAACAGGCUUCAUUUUGCUACACUGUGAAGUAUAGGCCUGGAAAGAACAAUGUGGCUCCAGACAGUUUUACUCGUGCAUUUCUUUCUUCAGUAUCAACAUCUAGCCUAGAUGACAUUCAUAAAGCCUUGUGCCAAUCAGGUGUGACUCGAAUGUUGCACUUUGUAAGAUCAAAGAACUUACCAUUCUCGACUGAGGAGGUGAAGAGAACAUGCUCUAUUUGCAAAAUAUGUGCUGAACAGAAACCUCAGUUUAUCAUCCAACACUUGAUACAUUGGUCAAAGCAACACAGCCCAUGGAACGACCGAGUAUCGACUUCAAAGGGGCCAUUGCUGUCAGCAUCACGCAACGUGUACAUACUGACUGUAUCAUCCUUUCUGUUGGAGAUUAAGAGCUACUUAUCACAAGGAGGGAUAGUGACAAGCAAAACUACUCUGUAUGAUCCAAUUGGGAAUGGACAGGUUGAAAGGUACAAUGGUAUCAUUUGGAGGGCUGUUUGUCUUGUACUGAAAUCUUCUAUUCUGCCAGAUUCCCAGUGGGAACGUGUGCUUCCAGAUGUGCUACAUUCAAUCAGAUCGUUUCUCUCAACAUCCACAAAUACAACGUCUCAUGAGAGAUUCUUUGGCUUCCAACGAAGAUCAUCGUUUGGUACUUCAAUCCCAACAUGGCUGACAACCCCAGGUCCAGUCCUACUUCUAGAUUUGUCCGAUCAAGCAAGAAUGAUCCGCUGGUUGACCAAGUCGAGCUGAAAGAGGUUAGCCCAACUUAUGCCCAUGUGCGGUAUAUGGAUGGCCGUGAAUCAACUGUUUCUUUCAGAGACUUGGCUCCUUACCCAAACAAUACCUUAGAUGCUCAGUGUGCAUCUUGGGACAGUAUAUCCAAUGUUAAUGUUACUGAUGAUCAUCAGGUCAGUCAUGCUACUGAUGUGAGUGAAUCUAUUACUCCACUCGCUACUGACAUGAGUGAUUCCACUGUUCCACACACCAAUGUGUUUGAUCAAGAACUAAUUCCUACCAGAGAUAUACGCUUGUGAUUCGACAUUCCACUCAUGAGAUAAAGAAACCUUCUCGUUAUGGCUGGUGAUAAGUGAUUUACCCGUAUCCGUAAUACAGUGAAUUUUCUUCUAGGACAGAAUGACGUAACAUUUAUAUUAUAUAUUAUGGGACAAUAACUUUGCACUGGUGAGACCAUCAUAUUGGUAAUGAGGUAUUCUGGUUUGAAAGUUUGUUUCUUUCUGUUAUAUAAGUUUACAGUUAAUUAAAGCCUACAUUGGAUACAACAUUCACUUUUGAUUAAUUAAUUUUACAGUUAACUAUAUUAGGU